AUGGAGAUUCCAGAGUUCACCGAUCAAGGGUCACAAGUUUCCCUCAUAAACGAAAACGCCUCACAGCGAUUGAGACUUCCAAGACGCAAAGUAAACGCCGUCGUCUCUGGAGUCGGAACCGCGCUCGGCAACUGCAAGGGCCUCAUAACAAUAGAAUGCAAGUCGAUACAUUCCGACUUCGCAUUUGAAACCGAGGCUCUUGUUAUGAAAAAACUUAUAAAUAACUUACCAAAUUCUACACUUCAAUCUACAACGUGGGACUAUCUACAAAACUUAAAGCUGGCGGAUCCGGAGUACAACGUACCCGGGCCGAUUGAUAUACUGCUCAGCGCAGACAUCUACUCGAAGAUAAUUGAUGAGGGUGUACUGCGACGCCACCCCAACUCUCCAGUGGCGCAACUUACGAAACUCGGAUGGAUUUUAAGCGGAAACGUCAAAACAUUGAACUGCCUAGUUACGCUAAAUGAACUAGAUACGCUAACUAAGUUCUGGAAAACCGAAGAUAUCACCAACCAGGACCAACUAACGGACACUGAAAACUUCUGUGAACAGCGAUAUAAAGAAACAACUGAACGAUUAACUACCGGCCAAUACGUCGUAAAAAUGCCGCUCAAACGCGACAUUGCCGAAAAACUAGGAAAAACAAAACCGCAGGCUAUUGCUCAAUUUAUGUAA
This is a messenger RNA of Pectinophora gossypiella (pink bollworm), 675 nucleotides long. RefSeq lists its product as uncharacterized. The record is from RefSeq and is a predicted model, not a curated record. The transcript has 2 exons. Lineage: Eukaryota; Metazoa; Arthropoda; Insecta; Lepidoptera; Gelechiidae. Bases 1 to 675 code for a protein of 224 amino acids.